AUGGGUGUUCAGGGCUUGACCUCCUUCAUAGAGAAUCACCAGAACUUGUACCGGGAGGUCCGGUUCAGCAGGAGCCGGCUGGUGAUCGACGGCUGCAACCUCAACUACCUGCUGUACUGCAGCUCAGGUCUGGAUGAGAACCAUGGUGGGGAGUAUGCCGCCUAUGAGAGCUUGAUUGAGAGUUUCAUCACAGCUCUCAGAACCUGUGAGAUCGCCCCGUACGUGGUUCUGGAUGGAGGUUCUGGCUUAACCGAUAGAAAAGCAGAAACAGCAGUGAAGAGAGCUGAGGAUCGGAUCAACAAAAAAAACAGAGCUAGUGUAAACGGUCAGCAAAAUAAAUUCCUCCCUCGGAUGGCUGAUUUUGUCUUCAGACAGACGCUGGCCCGGCUAGAGGUUCCCAUGGCCCAAUGUUUUGAAGAAGCUGACCAGGAGAUAGCGGCCCUGGCCUCAGAGUGGCAGUGCCCGGUUCUCUCCAACGACAGCGACUUCUACGUCUUCCACCUGCCUGCUGGAUUUCUGCCCACGUCUCACUUCCAGUGGAAGGAGGUGAAAGGCAGCGGCUCCAGGAGCUACAUCUCCUGCAGGAGAUUCUACACCUCCAGCUUCUGCGCCUUCUUCGGACUCCAGCACCAGCUCCUGCCGGCCUUCGCCGCCCUGGCGGGUAACGACUACGUGAAGCAGAGAGGGAUCAAAUGGGCUAAGUUUGUCCCGGCAGGCAGGGAGACAAACCGCCCACAGCUGGAGGGGCUGCUCUGCUGGCUGAAGAACUUCCAGGAUCCUCAGGAAGCCUUGGAGGCCGCCGUGGUCCUGAUGGGACAACAGAGCGAGAACAAGAAGGAGGUCCUGCACAGACUGCAUGUGGGGAUGGAGGAGUAUGAGCCACGUGGGAGCAAGCUGAGCAGGUUCUUCCUCCAUGGAGCACCGCCUGAGUUUCCAGCACUGGAAGAGGAGGGCAAACUUGUUCCAGACUGGAUGCGGCUGCCUCUGACCCUGGCCCAGCUCAGUGGAUGUAUCCUGAAUGUUCUGUGUCUGCUCAGUGAAAAGAAGCAGUUUACAAAGACUGUGGAGAAGAUCGUUAAGGAAUGCAGUGGAACCAUCAAACCUCCUCAAUCUUCUCCAGAAGCUCCUUCUGCUCAGGCGGUGAACCAUCAUCCGGAGGCUGACCCAGGUCACCUGCUCAGUGCGAACGUGACCUCCAGGCCAAUCCGACAGGUGAUGUACGGGCUGCUGCUGGGCAGAGAGAAGUCAAUCCAGGUGCCGGAGUUUGACAGAGAAGGUCUGCAGCUGAUUUUCAUCUCAGUGGAACCAGUGUUCACCAGAGUCAGUGAGAGGCUGAGACUCUGCUCCCUGCAGGAGGCGGCGCUGUCGGACCGUCUGCGGGUCUUACUGGAAGCUCUGGGAGUGAGCGAGGAGUCUCUGGGCCUCCUGCCUCCUCGGCUGAAGCUCCCAGCAGCCGUCACCUGCUACUGGCUGCAGAGAGCUCAGCCUCCUCCAGACCUGCUGAAGGCGCUGCUGCAGGGGAUGAGCAACGAGAGCACGCCCACUCCCACCACAGCUCUGCUUGCAGAACCGGACCAGAAACUGGACCAGUGGCAGGCGUGUCUGAAGGACGCCAUUCACCUGAACCAGCUGCUGGGUUUCCCUCUGCCUGAACCAGACAUCGCACGGUUGUAUCAGGGGACGCUGGUCCACCAGCUGGUCCACAGGAUGAGGACCGGUGGAAGACUGAAGACCUUGCUGAAGAGUGACGGGCCCAGCAAGAAGCUCUACCGCACCAUGCUCUCCAUGGUCCAGUCCCAGGCUCAGCGGGUGCUGGUGGCCUCAGAGAACCUGCAGAAGGCGCCGACCCACCAGCAGCAGGACCUGAAGGACCUGAAGGACCUGAGCACCAACCUGCAGCACCAGGACGAGGAGACGGAGAACGAAGUUCAGACAGCGAUGGCAGCACAGGAGGAGCACCUCCUGGUGAGAACACGCUACAGAACCAAGGAGAGGAGCAGCAGGUGCAGCAAACCAGAACUGGCCCGUAAGGAGGAGUGUCGGGGCUGGGACCUCCUCUGAUGGAGCUGCUGCUGCAGACCUCCCUCUGAACACUGCUGGGAUCUUCUCCUCCUGAUGCUGAGGACUCUGCAGGGAGCGGGGGGGUUUAUUGUUUCAUUUCUCUUCAGGAAGACUCGUGUCCUGAAGAAGCUUGUAGCCGAAACGCUGAAAAACUGAGUUGCAGGGAUUUUCUGAUCUGCCUUUGCUCCAUCUAAUGCCUCUAUUAUUCUUUAUCUUUAGUAAAAAUCUAACUCAAUUGUAGCUGACGCAGAACAGGCUGUUUUAUUGUGUUAUUUUCUUGUGUUUACUAAGACUACAGAUCUGUCAUGUUACUGACAUCUAUUGGUGCAUUUGAGUACUGCGCCUAGGCACGGAACACGUGAUCAAUUAAGAGACAAAAACGGACUUAUGGUUUAAAAACUUCUAAAUGUUUGGUUUGAAGACGCACACGGUAUGUUUAUGGAUUUUUUAGAAUAAAUGUUCAUGGAUCCUGAUGCUUAGAGCUUCAGCUCACACUUUGUUCUUCUACACAAAAUAAAGAAUCAGUUAAUCGCUUCA
Molecule: messenger RNA, 2598 nt
Organism: Fundulus heteroclitus (mummichog)
Lineage: Eukaryota; Metazoa; Chordata; Actinopteri; Cyprinodontiformes; Fundulidae
Product: protein asteroid homolog 1-like
Exons: 8
Coding region: 1-2061 (686 amino acids)
Molecular function (GO): nuclease activity
Source: RefSeq, a predicted model, not a curated record